This is a messenger RNA of Lycium ferocissimum, 768 nucleotides long. Its product is annotated as putative F-box/LRR-repeat protein 23. The record is from RefSeq and is a predicted model, not a curated record. NCBI's taxonomy places the organism in Eukaryota, Viridiplantae, Streptophyta, Magnoliopsida, Solanales, Solanaceae. Gene Ontology annotation, molecular function: endo-alpha-N-acetylgalactosaminidase activity. The transcript has 3 exons. The coding region runs from base 1 to 759 and encodes 252 amino acids.
AUGAAUUUGAUUGAGGAGCGUUGGGCAGAAUGGAUCAAGGAGAUGCCCUUGAAGAUCACUUACCCAAUUGUGGAAGGACAUAAAUGGAGAGUAUGCAGCACUUGGAGGCGCCUUUGCAAGGAACCUUGGAUGUGGCAGCGGAUCGACUUAAGGGAUAGUAAGUGCAUACCUCUCAAGGUGAUGCGCAAUCUAUUCCGUGUCGCCAUCGACCGUAGUGAAGGCAAAUGUACUGAGAUGAGUUAUGCUUCCUGCGGAUCUAAUGACAUCAAAUACAUUGCUGAAAGGUCCAAAAAUCUGAGAAUAUUGUGGCUUAGGGGUUGGGCAGGGGGAUGGGGUAUCCCUCUUUAUUCUAGUUUGAUUAGAGCAGCGCCGGGGUUAUGCCACUUGGAGGAGCUGAGUCUCCAGGAGUGCUUCAUUACACCAGCCUGUAUUGAGGCCAUAGGUGUGCACUGCCCCCGGUUGACGUCUUUCUCAUUGACUCACUUUGAUACUGUGGAUUUUGAGACGGAGGAAGAGAAAAAUGGGGAUGCUCUGGCUGUUGCGACCUACUUGCCCCCACUACGCCGACUUCAGCUCAUCGGCAACUCUUUGACCGUGUGGGGGCUUGAGGCGAUUCUUGAGGGUUGUCCUAACCUCAAGUCCCUCGACCUGCGUAGAUGUUUUGGAGUUCAGCUUUCAGGGUGUAUCGGAGACAGGUGUAGAGAGAUGGACUUCCGGCACCCCGGUGAUUCUAUGAUCGACUUCAUGUUUUUAUUUUAGGGGUAGGUU